This is a messenger RNA of Xyrauchen texanus (razorback sucker), 2837 nucleotides long. RefSeq names its product palmitoyltransferase ZDHHC2. The coding region runs from base 148 to 1302 and encodes 384 amino acids. Gene Ontology annotation, molecular function: protein-cysteine S-palmitoyltransferase activity. The record is from RefSeq and is a predicted model, not a curated record. Gene Ontology annotation, cellular component: endoplasmic reticulum; Golgi apparatus. Gene Ontology annotation, biological process: protein targeting to membrane; peptidyl-L-cysteine S-palmitoylation. The transcript is spliced from 13 exons. Lineage: Eukaryota; Metazoa; Chordata; Actinopteri; Cypriniformes; Catostomidae.
CGGGCGAACUGGAGGAUGGAGGAGCAUACAAACCGUAAGCGGUUGGCCAACAGCUGUACACUGAAGAUAUGAUGUUUUAGCAUCAGUGCAUUCAGUCGGUGAGGGUGAACUUGUCGUUUUGGCCACUUUUGGUGACCAAAUAGAAAGAUGGCGCCGUCGGGUUCGCGCAGCGUUGACUGCUGGAGAGUUCUGUACUGGAUCCCUGUGCUGUUCAUCUGCGUGAUCGUGGCAUGGUCCUACUACGCGUAUGUAGUGCAGCUCUGCAUAGAAACUAUUGAAAAUAUGGGGGAGAAAAUAGUUUACCUCCUGGCAUAUCAUGUGCUUUUCAUCAUGUUUGUGUGGUCAUACUGGCAAACCAUCUUCACAAAAUCCAUGAACCCGCUCAAAGAGUUCCACCUGUCACACUCUGACAAAGAGCUUCUAGAGCAUGAAGAUCGUAGAGAAUCUCAACAGGAUAUCUUGAGACGAAUAGCUAAGGAUUUGCCCAUUUAUACACGAACAAUGUCUGGAGGUGGGCACAUUUUAAUUGAAGCACACCCUAAUCGUGCCAAGACAUUACUGAUAGCAGGCAAAGUCACUGUCCGCUACUGUGAGCUCUGUCUGCUGCUGAAGCCUGAUCGAUGUCAUCAUUGCUCUGCUUGUGAAAAGUGCAUUUUAAAGAUGGAUCACCAUUGUCCCUGGGUGAACAACUGUGUGGGCUUCUCCAAUUACAAGUUUUUUAUGCUCUUUCUAGCAUAUUCUCUGUUGUACUGCCUCUUCGUCAGUGCCACAGACUUGCAGUAUUUCAUUCAGUUCUGGACCAAUGGUCUGCCUGAUACUCAAGCCAAGUUCCACAUUAUGUUCCUGUUUUUCGCCGCCUCCACAUUUUCAGUGAGCCUGGCGUUUUUGUUUGCUUAUCACUGCUGGCUUGUCUGCAAGAACAGAUCCACAUUAGAGGCUUUCAGAGCACCUGCAUUCCAACAUGGACCAGACAAGAAUGGCUUCAGUUUAGGAAUGAACAAGAACUUUCGGCAAGUGUUUGGAGAUGAAAAGAAAUACUGGCUUCUGCCUAUAUUUUCAAGGUAUCUGGGCGAUGGCUGUUCGUUCCCCACGUGUCUAGUGAACCCAGACCCUGAACAGCCCUCCUCACCUACUGGACACAACCCUUCAACCAAAAGUGCUGGAGAAUCUCAUCUGUUUCCUUCAAAACCUUUAAGAGAGUCUCAGAGCCGGUUGAUCAAUAACACGCGGUCAGAGGGGAGUGAGGACAGAGAUAAGCGAGGUACAAGCAACCCAGCCUUGACUAUUGAGAAGGAAACUUAGGAACAUGGACAUAGGCUGGUUUAAUGGGACAGGAGUUUUGUGGUAGUUAUAUCUGUUGUCAGUUUUACAGUAAGGAAACCAUCUGUUCCUGUAAGUCUACACUGCUUAUGCACAGACCACUGCCCAUUCUCUCUUUAACAAGAGCUAUAAGUUGAGGAUUAUGGUGUGUGUAUAUGCAUGAAGUACCAGAGAGUAUCUUGUCUUCCUUGGAAACAGUAUGGCUAAAAACAAAUGUGCAUAAAGAUACCGACAGAAGUGACUGAACAUUUGGUAACAUUACAGUGGGACUUUACAUGGCUUACAAGUUCAUAUGAUAAAUGCCUUGAAUAUAGCUUGCAAGAUGUAGGCAGUGCUGAAGAAGGUAAACGUGAAGUAUUUAUGCAUGCUAUAUGGUGGUUCAUAGUUUUUUCCGUGUGUGAAAUGUGAAAAGCCUGCACUAAAACACAAUUUUUGUUUGUUGCAUUGUUGAAAUAAACAUAUUUUUUUCAUUCACUAUAUACAUACAAAUGCAUUUGUAUGCCAUACAUUUGUACAUCAUUAUCAAUAAUCUGUUUUAUUUGACCAAAGUCUCACUCCAAAAGUGGAUCUUCCCAAAUCACCCAUUAAUUCUGGAUCCCAGCUGCCCUGAAUUUUGCUAAGAAGGUUAUACAAUAACAAAAUGAUUGAUGCAGCAAAUCUUAUAGGCCGUUUUCAAUGCAAAUAUGCCAAAUUUACAUUUUGCUAGCAUAAAAUUAUUAAAGCAGGUGAAUUUUACACUAGACUCAUGUUCAAGGAUAUUCAGAUGGAAAAAAGCACAGGGAAGUCAAAAAUGUUCUAUAUGCACUUUGAACAGCGCUUGAAGCUGCACAUUAUUUUACAUUUCCAGUCAUCUUUGUCUUAAUAUUACCUACUAUUGAAUCAAUUGAAACAUGUUAAUAUAUGUACUACAACUGUAAGGAGAACGUUUCAUUAUUAAAUGUCAUUAUAUCAAGAUUAUUUUUAACAUACGUUUGCAUAACCAUGUUUGCACAGUUAAUGCAAAACUCAAAGAUGUUGUUUUUAAUGAUAAAGAUCACAUCUGAUUUAUCUAAGGGCUCUACUAAUGUACCUGCUACCAUAUUUCUUAUCUAAUUUUGAUUCCAGUUAUUGCAUGUAUAUGUACUUGAAUGUAUUUGUACUUGAUUUUGACUGAGGUGUGAACCAUACCUCAGAUAUGCCAAGACUUGUAGUAUGUUGUUGUCGGAUUUGUAGUUUUUAAUGGAAAUGUGUAGUAAAGGAUUCCAGCUGGUUAUUUUGUCAUUAGGUUCACAAACCACGCCAGAAAUAAACUGUGAUAUCAGAUGUAACACUGGUCUCUGGUUUUAUGCAUCUAGACCAGCUGAUUGUAUUUUGUAGUUGCAGUGCUGCUUUUGUUCCUUUUGAGAGUACAUUAAUUUCUGCCGGCUUGGAAUAGCUUAAUCUGUUUUUAUGUUUAAUGUCAUAUCUGUAUGAUUAGGCUACUGAAUGAAAUGCUUGGAUGAACUUUGUUAAUCUGUCAAAUGAAUAAACUAUUUUAU